This is a messenger RNA of Arabidopsis lyrata subsp. lyrata, 2339 nucleotides long. Its product is annotated as transcription factor MYB39. Lineage: Eukaryota; Viridiplantae; Streptophyta; Magnoliopsida; Brassicales; Brassicaceae. The coding region runs from base 1013 to 2098 and encodes 361 amino acids. The record is from RefSeq and is a predicted model, not a curated record. The transcript has 3 exons.
GCAGGCACAAACAAGGUUUUGGUUACGACGAGGAGGAGAAUAAUAAUCUUCGUUUGAAUUCAAACAGAAGAAAAAGAAGAGAAAGAGUAGGCUUUGAUCAACCAUGAGACAUUGAAGCAGGUAGAGAUAAUUUCUUUGAAUGCGGUGGAAGCUAUCACUUAAUGAUAAAUACAAGAUUCCAAUUUUGAUGAACUUUGCAAUGAGAACAUAAUUUUGCUUUUUAAUUAAAUAUUACUUAUAUAUACCCUUCAAGAAAAGUAGUUAACAAGUUUAAUUUAUAAUCAUGCAUUUAAGCCAAAUUCUUAUUUGUAGUUUAAAAAAAAAAAAUACAGCAAGUCAGUGACAUAUAUAUGGGAAAUAUUCAAAAAUGAGCACAUAUGUGGCCUUUUGAAAUGUUUGCAUGUCUGCAUGCAUGUUUAACUUUUGAAAUGUGGCAUGUGGCAUUUUUUUUAUAACAGAAUUUCAUCAAUAAGAUUAGUUUGAAUUUUCAGAUUAUGAAACUGUUUAUAAUUUGUGAUUGUAUCUACAAGUAAAAGUGUGUAAGAAAUUUGGCAAAAAAUAUUGUAUGAGGGAAUAUCUACAUUUUUUUCUAACAAAGCUAGGGCACAUAUUUUAUAAAUCUAACCCACAAUAACAAAAUCCAUUAACAAUUAUUCCUAUGCUUUUAAUACAUUCUUUCUUUGAACGUCAUCCCCUCGAAUUACUCUUCGAAUUUCGAACGCCAUGACACAUAUCAUAUUAUCAUUACCUAAUCUUGAUUUUGUUAUAAUUAUUUUAGUUAUUUAACUGAUUUAUUGAAUGACUCAUAUAUUGUAGACUUAUGACACGCACUGAAAAAUAAUAUUUACAUCAAAUUCUGACGAAUGCAUACACAACUUUACUUUAGUUAUGUCAUGGCUACUUUUCACAUAUCUCUAUAUAUACAUACAAACUUGAUCGUAGGGAGCGACGAAACAAAGAAGAUCAUAUCUUCAAAAACCUUUGAUAAGUUAGGGUUCUUGAUAUAAACAAAAUGGGAAGAUCACCGUGUUGCGAUCAAGACAAAGGCGUGAAGAAAGGACCGUGGCUGCAAGAAGAAGAUGAUAAGCUCACUGCUUAUAUAAACGAGAACGGUUAUGGGAAUUGGCGUUCGCUUCCUAAGCUCGCUGGACUUAACCGCUGUGGCAAGAGCUGUCGCCUCCGGUGGAUGAAUUAUCUCCGUCCUGAUAUCCGGCGAGGCAAAAUUUCCGAUGAAGAAGAGAGUACUAUCGUUAGACUCCAUGCCCUUCUUGGCAACAAAUGGUCGAAAAUUGCGUGUCAUCUUCCAGGAAGAACCGAUAAUGAAAUUAAAAACUAUUGGAACACUCACAUGAGGAAGAAGUUGUUGCAAAUGGGGAUUGAUCCAAUGACGCAUGAGCCAAGAACCAACGAUCUUAGUCCUAUCCUCGAUGUUUCUCAAAUGCUAGCCGCGGCAAUCAACAAUGGCCAGUUUGGUAACAAUAACCUCUUCAACAAUAACACUGCUUUGAAAGAUCUUCUCAAACUCCAAUUGAUCCAUAAAAUGCUUCAAAUCAUAACCCCCAAAGCCAUACCAAACAUCAAUAGCUUCAACGCCAGUUCUGUGAAUCCUAAACCGGAACCGGUAGUCAAUAGCUUCAAUACCAAUUCAGUGAAUCCUAAACCGAAUCCCCCGGUUGGACUUUUCAUAAACCAAAGUGGAAUCGCUCCUGACGCCACCUCGGAUUUCAUUCCAUCUUAUGAAAAUGUUUGGGAUGGUUUUGAAGAUAACCAGCUUCCUGGUUUGGUUACGGUUUCUCAAGAUAGUUUGAAUACAGCAAAACCGGGUACCAGUACCACCACCGAGGUAAAUGAUCAUACCAGAACCGGUAUGAUACCGGGUUACUAUGGUGAUCAAUUACUAGAAAUCCCAUCUUCUGGUUCGAUAUCGGUAUCUCCUGAGACAACCAGUUUGAACCAUCCCGGUACGGCUCAACAGUCAUCCGGUUCAUCAGAUCUCCUAGAGGACUGGGAGAAGUUCCUUGAUGAUGAAACAAGUGAUUCUUGCUGGAAAAGUUUCUUAGACUUAACGUCGCCCACAUCGUCACCCGUCCCAUGGUAGAACUGGAUUUUGUUCGGGUCGUAUACUCAGUUUUAAAGAAAAUACAUACACAAAGAUAAAUAUUCGAUUGAUAUUAUUAAUUUUUUGUCAUUAAUUAUUGAUUUUAAGUUUAUAUUUCUUUUCUUGUAAAGGAAUGUUUGUAUUUGUUCUUAUUUGGUUUGGUUGUUGUGUAAAGAAACACAUUGUAAUCCUUUGACCUUUCUAUAUCUCCCCAUUUAAUAACAAUAUUUUGGAUCCAUCA